CAACUCAAUCAAACAACAAAAGCUCCAAAGCUAGAAGUUACUAUCAAGUGAAGCUAAAUUGGAAAGGAGUAGUAUCAAUUAUCAAACUAGGAGAUGGCAGGAACAGCAACAUUGAGUCUUCCUAUCAUAGACCUCUCCUCACCUGAUCGAAUUUCCACAGCCAAAUCCAUCCAUCAGGCAUGCGUUGAGUAUGGUUUUUUUUACCUUGUGAACCACGGUGUGGACGAGGAUUUUAUCAAACAAGCAUUCGAUCAGAGUGCAAACUUCUUCUCACUUCCAAUUGAAGACAAAAUUAAAUUGAACCGCAAGGAGUAUAGAGGUUAUACUCCUCUCUAUGCUGAGAAACUUGACCCUUCUUCACUAUCCAAAGGUGAUCCAAAAGAGAGCUAUUACAUUGGCCCUUUAACAGAUACCACAAGUGUUCGUCUGAAUCAAUGGCCUUCUAAUGAAUUACUCCCAAAUUGGAGACCCACAAUGGAAUCCUUAUUUUGGAAAAUACUGUCAGCUGGCAAAGAGUUGUUGUCUUUAAUCGCCCUGUCUUUGAAUCUUGAUGAAAAUUAUUUUGAGAAGAUCAGUGCCUUAAAUAAACCAGAAGCUUUUCUUCGCCUUUUGCGCUAUCCAGGUGAAUUGGGACCUAAUGAAGAGAUAUGUGGUGCCUCUGCUCAUUCAGAUUAUGGCAUGAUCACUCUCCUAUUAACCAACGGUGUUCCAGGACUGCAGAUCUGCAAGGAGAAGUUGAAGCAGCCUCAGGUAUGGGAGGAUGUUUCUCAUGUAGAAGGGGCCAUAAUUGUGAACAUUGGGGACAUGAUGGAGAGAUGGACAAAUUGUUUAUACCGGUCAACACUUCACAGGGUGAUGCCAACAGGAAAAGAACGCUACUCUGUGGCAUUCUUCAUGGAUCCACCCUCAGAUUGUGUUGUGGAAUGCUUUGAAAGUUGCUGCAGUGAAUCAUCUCCCCCCAGAUUCCCUCCAAUACGUAGUGGGGACUACUUGAAUCAGCGGUUCAAGCUCACAUAUGAUUCAGAAAGAGAGCUCAAGUGCUCCUUCCAGUCAAAGAGCUGAAGUUUGUGCAAACAUUCAUUUGGUUUCAACCAAAUUUAAAUACAUGUUGCAUUUUAAUAAAGUUUUCAAAAUCUGGUCUAUGACUAUUGGUUGUUGUCAUAUCAUAUCAAGAAUUUAUUAUGAUAUUGUUGUUGUUUUUAUAAUAGUUGGACCCGAUGGAUAAAUAGCUUAUUUAAGUACUUAUGCAUUAAGUGUUUAUUUCUAAA
Molecule: messenger RNA, 1268 nt
Organism: Medicago truncatula (barrel medic)
Lineage: Eukaryota; Viridiplantae; Streptophyta; Magnoliopsida; Fabales; Fabaceae
Product: 2-oxoglutarate-Fe(II) type oxidoreductase hxnY
Exons: 11
Coding region: 94-1062 (322 amino acids)
Source: RefSeq, a predicted model, not a curated record